Molecule: messenger RNA, 400 nt
Organism: Phalacrocorax carbo (great cormorant)
Lineage: Eukaryota; Metazoa; Chordata; Aves; Suliformes; Phalacrocoracidae
Source: RefSeq, a predicted model, not a curated record
AUGGCCUGCUACGACCUCUGCCGCCCCUGCGGACCCACCCCGCUGGCUAACAGCUGCAACGAGCCCUGUGUCAGGCAGUGCGAGGACUCCCGCGUCGUCAUCCAGCCUCCCGCCGUGAUGGUCACCCUGCCAGGACCCAUCCUCAGCUCCUUCCCACAGAACACCGCCGUCGGAUCCUCCUCAUCGGCUGCCGUGGGCAACAUCCUCGGCUCCCAGGGAGUGCCUGUCUCCUCUGGCCGCUUCGGCUACGGCUACGGCUAUGGCUUUGGAGGCCUGGGCUGCUACGGUGGCAUAAGGGGCUGCUACCCCUGCUAAGGACCCUUCACGUGGCACCUCCAGUCUCUUGCUGACACGUGGACCUGCCCUCCACGGCUCCUCCUCUCAAGGCACCAAGCAAGGA